UAUAUAUAUAUUUAUAUAUAUAUAUUUAUAUAUAUAUAUAUAUAUAUAGGUGUGUGUAUAGAUAGAGAGAACGACUGACAUAUAUUAUACUUUCAAAUAUUUAUAUAGUUUCACCCAUACAAUCAUACAUAUACAUACCUGAUACAAGUACAUUUAACACACCAUCAUGAUUCGAACCGGAAAAGCCAAGAACGCUCGCACCAAGCGUGUGAUGGACAACAGAGCUCCCAAAGUAAUUGAAAACCCAAAACAAACAUUAUUUGUACGAGGGAAUAAGACGGGAGAGGUGGUAAAUGAACUGUUAGGAGAUCUGCACACACUUAAGAAACCUCUGGCGGUUAUGUACAAGAAGAAAAACCCGGUGCUGCCGUUUGACGACUCCUCGAGUCUGGAAUUCUUCUGCAAUAAAAGUGACACAUCCCUAUUCGUCUUCGGCAACCACACCAAGAAACGUCCCAACAAUGUCGUACUCGGGCGUAUGUUCAAUGGCGCGAUCUUGGAUAUGGUGGAGGUAGGUAUAGUCGACUACAAGGGUCUCAAGGAGUACAAGAAGAGCAUCAUGAUGGGGUCCAAGCCCUGCUUUGUGUUCAAUGGAGAUAGCUUCGAGACAGACAGCUCCAUGAUCCGGAUAAAGUCCCUGUUGCUAGAUCUGUUUAAGGGUCAGAAUGUGCCGGAUAUCAAUAUCGGCGGUUUGGAGCAUGUUAUCUCGGUCACACACAUCCCCGUGACGAAGAAACAGGGCGAUGGUACAAAUGCGGUUGUACAGACGAUCGCUUUCCGAGUGUACAAGACUAAACUACUCAAAUCAGGUUCGCGUAUCCCCCGUGUAGAGCUGGAAGAGAUGGGACCGAACUUUGACAUGGAGCUGCGCCGCACACAGUUCCCCGAUAAGGCACUCAUCCAACACUCCAUGAAGCAACCGGCUGUGCUCAAGCCCAAGAAGCAAAAGAAUGUUGAGUACGAUUCUAUGGGCAACAAGUUCUCACGGGUACAUAUGGUCAGACAGGAUCUGGAUGCCAUUCAGCUCAGAAAGGUCAAGGCCUUGAAGCGAAAACCUGAGGCGUCGGCACCAGUGGACAAGGCUGACAACCCCAGGAGCGUCAAGAAAGCGAAGAAAGGAGAGACCCCCCAACAAGAAGUGAUCGAUCUAUGAGGAAUAAAGUGAAUAUAUAACCUGUCUAGCUCAAGUCAAAUAGAAUGUAUUAAAGUUACAGAUGUAUGAGUGGUUGUAUGUGGGAGCACCCCAAAC
Sphaeroforma arctica JP610 is the source of this 1249-nucleotide messenger RNA. RefSeq lists its product as hypothetical. NCBI's taxonomy places the organism in Eukaryota, Ichthyosporea, Ichthyophonida. The record is from RefSeq and is a predicted model, not a curated record. Bases 167 to 1153 code for a protein of 328 amino acids. Gene Ontology annotation, biological process: ribosomal large subunit assembly; maturation of LSU-rRNA from tricistronic rRNA transcript (SSU-rRNA, 5.8S rRNA, LSU-rRNA). Gene Ontology annotation, molecular function: rRNA binding. Gene Ontology annotation, cellular component: nucleolus. The transcript is spliced from 4 exons.